CCUGAAAAUUCGUCGAAUCAGCUGAGUGCUGACUUCAAAAUGAAGCGGCAGAUUUAUAACCCCCCAAAACUUCCACCGUCAUUCUCACUUCCAUCAUAUUGCGACCAAACAUUAGAAUGAAACCAUAAUUCUGGACUAGAAAUUCAAACAGUUUUUGACCGAAAGGUGCAAUUUUUGUUUUUCACAGAGGGAGUGUUGCAAAGGUAAAAUGGGAGAUGCUGUGGCGGUGCGGCUGACCCCGGAGGAAGAAAAGCAAACCAUCAGGGAAAUUACUACGGCUUCCGAAGCGCGUACCAAAGCCGGCGACACAUUCUACCUGAUCACGCUGAGAUGGUGGCAAGAUUGGCUCAAAUAUGUAAAUCAAAGCCGAACAAGUGUUAUGAAAAAUGGAUCUAUCUCUGAGCAUCACAAUUCUGGUUCAAGUGCAAUGAUGAGGCCUCCAAGCAUUGAAAAUUCAGAUUUGAUUUAUGAAACAGCAUCUGAGGAUUCUGCUAAGGCUAUUGAGCUUCAAGAUGCCUUAGUUGAAGGCACAGAUUAUAUAUUGCUUCCUGAAGGAGUUUGGAAUCAAUUAUAUUCAUGGUAUGGAGGUGGCCCCGUAUUGGCUCGAAAAGUAAUUGACUCUGGUCUUUCUCAAACAGAAUUGUCCAUAGAAGUUUAUCCAUUACGGCUUCAAUUGCAUCUGAUGCCUAAAGGUGAUCGAUCUACAAUAAGAAUUAGCAAAAAGGAAACCAUCGGUGGACUUCACAGAAAAGCUUGUGAGAUAUUUGAUCUUAAACCUAAGCAAGUAUAUUUUUGGGACUACUAUGGUUGUCAGAAGUAUUCUUUGAUGAAUGACAUGGAAAAGACACUUGAUGGCGCAAAUAUACAAAUGGAUCAGGAUCAGAUUUUAGUGGAGGUUAUCAAUGGUAACUCUGGUCAUUGCGUGGGUUCUGUCCAGGAGAAUGGAUCUGCAGACAAUGGGAUCUUAGUUGUUGCUGCUUCACAGUCUAGUUCGUUAACUGCAGGCGGUCUUUAUGCGAACAGAUAUUUAUCACGAAAUGGUAACUUAGAGUCGUUGCAGAAUACAAAUGUUGAGAAGGCAUACGGAUCAAGUAGUGUUAUUACAAGAGGGUCUUCUUGUGGUCUUACUGGACUGUUGAAUCUGGGAAAUACUUGCUUUAUGAAUUGUGCAAUACAAUGUCUCGUUCAUACCCCUGAAUUUGCACGUUAUUUUCGAGACAAUUACCAUCAAGAAAUAAACCGUCAGAAUCCGUUGGGCAUGGUUGGUGAGCUUGCUUUAGCAUUUGGUGAGUUGCUUAGAAAAUUGUGGGCACCAGGGCGAACUCCAGUUGUCCCUAGAUCAUUUAAAGCAAAGCUUGCUCGCUUUGCACCGCAAUUUAGUGGAUGUAGUCAACAUGAUUCUCAGGAGCUCCUUGCAUUUUUGUUAGAUGGACUACAUGAAGAUUUAAAUCGUGUUAAACACAAACCAUAUAUUAAAUCUAGAGAUGCAGAUGGUCGACCUGAUGAAGAAGUUGCUGAUGAGUAUUGGGCAAAUCACAUUGCUCGUAAUGAUUCCAUAAUUGUGGAUGUGUGUCAAGGGCAAUACAAGUCAACUCUGGUUUGUCCUGUAUGUAAUAAAGUCUCAGUUACAUUUGAUCCAUUCAUGUAUCUUUCCUUGCCACUUCAAUCCACCAUCACUCGUAGCAUGACAGCAACUGUUUUCACUUGUGAUGGAAGUGCCCUCCCGGCUGCUUGUACUGUAUCUGUCCCAAAGCAGGGUCGUUGCAGGGAUUUGAUCCAAGCACUGAGCAAUGCUUGUUCCUUGCAACUCAAUGAGAAGCUUCUGCUUGCUGAGAUAAGAGGCCACUUGAUUUACCGGUUUUUGGAGGAUCCAUUGAUAUUGCUGUCAUCCAUAAAAGAUGAUGAUCACCUUGCUGCCUACAAGAUACCAAAAGACCUGAGGAAAACAAAGUUUCUUCAAUUGAUACACCGCCGUGGAGAGCAGGGCGCUGGUAAUUCUCAAAGCAAUAUGGGGUGGACGCCUUAUGGAACUCCUCUGGUUUCUCCCAUCUCAUGUGAUGAUACCAUAACUAGAGGUGAUAUCCAGCUGAUGGUUAACAAAAUGCUCUCGCCCAUGUUAAGAAAAAAUAACGCAGAAUAUCCAGGUAUAAAUUGUUCUUAUGCACCAGUGGCAACCUCAAAUCAAUCUCAUGUCGCUAGAUCUACUGAAUUUUGUGCCAAUUCAGAUGGUGCUGAUGCAAGACAAUCCUACGGUGGCAGUUUAAAACCAGUAACCUUCCAGAGACUUCCAUUGCAGUUGGUCGAUGAAAAUAAUGCUUGCGUAGAUUUAACUGUGGGUGAAGAUAUGGUGGUUAAGUUAUCAUCAUCAUCUAUGUCAAUCCUUAUAUUUGCUGAUUGGUCGCAAAAGCUUUUGGGAACUUACGAUACCAGCCACUUAGAAACCUUGCCAGAAGUUUGUAAAUAUGGGCAUGUAAGCAAGAAAGCUCGAACUGAACCUCUCUCACUGUACACUUGUUUGGAAGCUUUUCUACGGGAAGAGCCAUUGGUCCCUGAAGACAUGUGGUAUUGUCCCGAGUGCAAGGAGAGGCGCCAAGCAAGCAAGAAGCUGGAUCUUUGGAGGCUUCCUGAAGUGCUGGUUAUACAUCUAAAAAGGUUCUAUUACAGCAGAUCGAUAAAGCAUAAGCUAGACACAUUUGUAAAUUUUCCUAUUCACGACUUCGAUUUGACAAAUUACAUAGCCAACAAGAACUCCCCCUGUCAGAUCUAUGAACUCUACGCCUUGACAAAUCAUUACGGUAGCAUGGGAAGUGGGCACUAUACAGCACAUAUUAAGCGCAGCUUCUUGACGAAAAUAGGUGGUAUAACUUUGACGACAAUCACAUAUCAGUAAUCAACGAAGAAGACGUAAAAUCAGCCGCUGCGUAUGUGCUAUUCUACAGAAGGGUAUAUUUAGAUAAAUCUUCUGUAAGUAAUGGUGCAUACUACACCGUUGAAUGCCAGAACUCCCAUAACUGAUAAAUCGAGGUGGACAUCAUCUGUUUAUAGUGAAAGUGUUAUAUUUCUAUUACAAAAUAUUUAGACCUUUAUAAUCCAUAGAAAUUCUGAGGUUACAUAGAUGUAUCAUAGGAUAGAACAGUUAUCUCGGAUAAGAUUUUGCAUUUGGUGACUCGGUAUGAAUAUAAGAAUUUGAUGAAUUAUCGUACUUCAACUAGUUUGGUUUUAGCUUUUUGUUUUUAUAUGUGAGAUAUAAUUAUUAGA
Olea europaea var. sylvestris is the source of this 3258-nucleotide messenger RNA. Its product is annotated as ubiquitin carboxyl-terminal hydrolase 5-like. Gene Ontology annotation, biological process: protein deubiquitination. The transcript is spliced from 13 exons. NCBI's taxonomy places the organism in Eukaryota, Viridiplantae, Streptophyta, Magnoliopsida, Lamiales, Oleaceae. Gene Ontology annotation, molecular function: cysteine-type deubiquitinase activity. The coding region runs from base 209 to 2890 and encodes 893 amino acids. The record is from RefSeq and is a predicted model, not a curated record.